Molecule: messenger RNA, 4620 nt
Organism: Echinops telfairi (small Madagascar hedgehog)
Lineage: Eukaryota; Metazoa; Chordata; Mammalia; Afrosoricida; Tenrecidae
Product: zinc finger protein 343-like
Exons: 6
Coding region: 478-1917 (479 amino acids)
Biological process (GO): regulation of transcription by RNA polymerase II
Molecular function (GO): DNA-binding transcription factor activity, RNA polymerase II-specific; RNA polymerase II cis-regulatory region sequence-specific DNA binding
Source: RefSeq, a predicted model, not a curated record
GGUGAGGCUUUGGGAGCGGGAGGCGGACGGCGGAGUUCUGGGAGGACUCGCUGCGGCGGUCCUGGGUGCCUGAAAACAAGCUUUCCAAAGUGAGGCCAGAGAUCCACCCAGAGAUGAAAUAACUUCCAGCUGGCUCUGUGGCAGGAUUUCCAGGCAGCCACUGCACGGACUGCAUUACGUGUUAUCAGCAAUAUCCUUAUCCUCAGCAAGAGGAGGCCUGGAAGACCUUCGCUUGCAGGAACAGGGGAGCUACAGACCCCGUGAAGAAGCUCGCAAAAGGUGAGAGUUGUUGAUGUUCUGCAGAGGUGAAGAGUGGACCUAAGCUCCAGAUUCAGGCUUCCUUCUCAUGCUACUGACGGGCCCGGGAGAAGGAGCAGAAGCUGGUGAGUCUGAAUUUGCUCAUUGUUCUGAACUCCUGUUUCACUUCUAGAACAGAGGCCUAGCUCUGUCUCACCGUACGAGAAGCACCGUGGCGGGAUGGUGAGUGUCAUACAGCGCUGCAGUAUUAGAACAAACUGCUCACGUACUGAGGAGCCACUCACAAUCGAGGAUGUCACGGUGCUCUUCUCGGAGGCCGAGUGGAAGACUCUGAGCGCGGAGCAGAAGACCCUGUACAGGGACGUGAUGCUGGAGAUCUACAGGAGUCUGCUCUCCGUGGACCCAGACUCGGAAAUCUUCUCCUGUUCCUCCUGCCUCCUGGAUUUCCCCUGUCAGCAGUUCCUCCGGCAGCACGUGCUUCAGCUCUUCCCCGACUUGUGUGCGGAGAAUCACUUCCAUCCAGGGGAUGCCAGCCCAGGGCAGCCUGAGCAUCCGGAUUCUGACCAGAACUGCAGGAGUGAAAACUCGGAAGGGCAGGAGAGAGAAGUCUCCAGACCCUUGUGUGGGAGCCCAGGGGAGAGAGCGACCUCAAGGGCCUUCUCCAGCCCAGCCUGGGGAGGGUCAGCGAGCCCCGGAGAAGGCAACCCAGGGGUGGGAAUGGAGGCCCACUCAGACUUCACAGACCAGGCGGCCCUUUCCUGGGAGAAACCACCUUUGUACAGUGAGUGUUGCCAAGGCCUUACCCAGAAAUCCUAUUUCCUUUGUCAACAGAGGACACACUCCAGUGAGAAACCUGAUGUGUGUAACAAGUAUGAGCCAGGCUACAGCCUCAAGUCAGCUCUCGUCACACACGAGAGGACACAUUCAGGGGAGAAGCCACAUGUGUGCAAUGAGUGUGGGCGAGCCUUUAGACUAAAAUUAACGCUCAUUAUACACCAGAGAACACAUACAGGGGAGAAGCCGCAUGUGUGCAAGGAGUGUGGGCAAGCCUUUAGCUGGAGGUCAGAUCUCAGCAAACACCAAAGCUUACACUCAGUGGAGAAGCCUUAUGUGUGCAGUGAGUGUGGGCGAGCCUUUAGGCUAAAAUUAACGCUCAUUAUACACCAGAGAACACAUUCGGGGGAGAAGCCACAUGUGUGCAAGGAGUGUGGGCGAGCCUUUAGCCAACUGUCACAUCUCAGAAAACACCAGCGGAUACACUCAGGGGAGAAACCACAUGUGUGUGAGGAGUGUGGGCGAGCCUUUAGCGACAAGUCAACUCUGAGCACGCACCAGAGGACCCACACGGGGGAGAAACCUUAUGCUUGUAAGGACUGCGGGCGAGGCUUCAGUGACAAGUCCAAUCUCAUCGCACACCAGAGGAUACACUCAGGGGAGAAGCCCCAUGUGUGUAAGGAUUGUGGGCGAGCCUUUACCUGGAAGUCAGGUCUCAACCAACACCAGAGGAUGCACUCAGGGGAGAAGCCCCAUGUCUGCCUGGAGUGCGGGCGAGGCUUCAGCCGGAAGUCACACCUCCUCAGACACCACAGGACACACACUGGCGAGAAACCGUACGUAAGCAGUGUGGGAGAAGCUUUCGAGGCAGGUCAGUGCUUAUGACACACUAGAGGGCACACUCGGGAAAAACCUUACAUGUGCAAAGAAUGUGGGCCACGGUUUUCCUGCAAUGCAAAUCUCAUCACACACCAGAGGGCACACUCAGGGGAGAAGCCAUGUGUGUGUGAGGAUUGUGGGCCAGCUUUUAGCUGGAAGUCAACUCUCAUCACACACCAAAGCACACACUCAGGGGAGAAGGCACCUGUGUGCAAGGAGUUUGGGCGAGCCUUUAACCCGAAGUCAGCUCUUGGCAAACACCAAAGGACACAUUCAGGUGAGAAACCUUGGAAGUGCUGAGAAUGUGGGCAAGGCAAUGCCCAUUGCACAUCAGUUGAUACACUUGAGGAAGCCACAUGAGUCUCACACCAGAGGACACACCUCAGGAGAUAGGCAGCAUGGGCGAGAGUGUGGGUGAGGCUGUGGCCAAAAGUGGCAUUUCACCAAACACCCCAAGGAUCCACUCAGGUGGGAAACCACAUGAACCAGGACUGGGCGAGGCUUUAGCUCCAUUUCAACUGCCCUUAAACAUCCAAGGGUACACUGGGGAGACUAGGACGCCCAGGUGUACAGAGUGUGGGUGAGGCUUGUUGGAACAUAGGAAACACCACUUUGGUAUUGGAGUGGGAGCAAGGCUUCAGUCACCAGUGGAACUUUAUUCCCACCAGAGGACACACGCAGGAGAAGUCGCUGUGCAAAGCGUGUGGGGAAGCUGUAGUUCUAAGCACAGACUCAUCGAACAUACGGUGCUCGUUCCAGAGAAGCCCUGGGCUUGCAAUGGGAUGUGUGCAGGCUUUAGCUGCUGCUCGCUUCUACACCACAGGAAACAGCCGAAGCUUUGGGUGCCAGGGGAAUAGACUGGAAUUUAGGACAAAGGCACACUUCAGUGGACCUCAGAGAACAGGUUUUUGAGGAUUGGGAGAAUGAGUUUUCAACAUGAGUCAUAUCUCCUUGCACCAGAAGCCCUCAGGCAAGGCAAGCAGAGUCUGCCCACGGGCAGCAAGCAGCAGGGUGGGUCAGCAACAGUCAGUGGCUCGAGAGCUUAGCAAAGCAGACCCUGAUGGGAUAUCUGAUGCAAGCAAUGCUAGGUGACAGGGUCCCCCAGCCUCAAGCUCAGUGAUGUAUGCACCAGCCGCAUGGAGAAGCAGGUCUCAACGGAGCCUCAAGCUCUUAGGGAGGGCAGGAUCCUCAAGUUGCUUGGCCUGCCCCCGUUGGUGUAGCCCACAGCUUGAGGCCGACAACUAGCAGCAGCAUGGGCUUGCAGAGCCAUUUCUCUCUGCCCUCCAGUCAGACUGACCUGGUUAAUCCCACAUGUUCCUGUUGUCCAGGUCCGCACAAUAAACCUAUCAAAAAUGCCUAGUUUCGUUCUUGAAUUCUUAUACAGUGAUAGCUCAGUUGUCCAGCUCAAUUUGUUCCAAAGGAGUGUUUUGAACACUGAAAAGUUUGAGAACUAAAUAUAUUUUUCCCCAUAAGAAAUAAUGGAAAACAAGUAAUUGGUUCUGAGGCCCCCAAACUACACUUACAAAUCCACUAAGAACUUGUAGCCUUCUCAAAUGAUCGCUGUCUGAUACAUGGUCGCCAUCAAGUUACUUCUGAUGUAUCCCAAUGCACAGUGACUUUUCAGCUUCUUUAUCUGGGUUUUUGUUUCCUGGUUAAUGAUUUCACAUAUUUGGCUACAUUAGUGGCUUUAAUCACCCCUCCCCGCCCCCCACCCGCCCAAAAGUUGAUACUGUUGACUUAGCAAUGUUGUAUUGAGUCCCCAAAUCAGGCAGGUGCUCUGGAUUCCAGUUCUCAGUGAUUUCUGUAACUAUCGCAGCUCUGUUUCCCUCUUGGCUUUACUGCUGGCCUCCAACUUUGGAGCGGCGGUAAGGACGUUUUACACAAACAGCACAUAAAGGCACUAACACAAGCCUGAUGUGGGCAGAUGCAACUCGUGACCCACAGGUUUUGUCAAGUCAAAUUUAGAAUUCGACCAUAAAAGAGUUGUUUUCCAAACUUUACUGUCCCAGUAGUGGAACGUUCAGGCUUGGAGCUCUUGACACCCAAGUAUCACGGUCAGCAUCUUCAUGUUCUAGCAGUCUCUGGGGCAUGCUUCUGUGUUACUAUGUCUCAAAGGUUUAUUCAUUUACCCAAAGCUGUGUGCUUUCAUUGCCACAUCCAAAGCCAAGCCCACUGCCACCAAGUUGAUUCCCACACAUAAUGGCCUGAUGGGAAAACCCAGAACUGCUCCAUCAUGUUUCCAAGGUGGUCCUCUAAGGAAGCAGGCUGCCACCUCUUUCUCCCAGGGUGGCCCUAUAGGACAGCCCCAUGCGUUUCCAAGGUGGUCCUCUUUAAGGAAGCCACUGCCACAUCUUCACGGUGAAGCAGCCGGCCUUUUGGUCAUCAGCUGAGUUGAGUCACUGUACACAGGUUCCUCGCGGUGUGUUAUAGGCCGUAACUAUGCACAAAGCGGAAUUAAAAGUCCACUUGCCCACUGUGAUAGAGUUGUACGAGCCUCCAAUACAAUGAUUUUUUAUAAAAUCCAUUCACCUGUUAUUGGAAUAUUGAUUACUCACACUUUUUUUGGUCCCUAUUUCUCUGACAAAUAAUGCUGCUCUAAGAAAGAUACUUGUUUCCUAGCACAGUACCCGAUUUUAAAACAAACCCACUGCCAUGGAGUCGAUUGCAACUCACAGUGACUGCAUCUGAGGCUUUCUCAGACUAAAUAUU